Messenger RNA from Striga hermonthica, 1278 nucleotides. The record is from the annotation of a GenBank genome assembly. Lineage: Eukaryota; Viridiplantae; Streptophyta; Magnoliopsida; Lamiales; Orobanchaceae.
AUGGAUUUUUCAGGGGUUUUCUUGGUUGUUUUUCUUUCGAUUUUGUCUGGAGCUCACGGCUAUGGCGGCGGUUGGACUGACGCUCAUGCAACCUUCUACGGCGGCAGUGAUGCCUCUGGAACUAUGGGCGGCGCGUGCGGGUACGGCAAUUUGUACAGCCAGGGCUACGGCACGAACACGGCGGCGCUGAGCACAGCCCUCUUCAACAACGGGCUGAGCUGCGGGUCCUGCUACGAGAUCCGGUGCGCCGGCGGCGGCAAGUCGUGCCUCCCCGGCUCGAUUCGGGUGACGGCGACCAACUUCUGCCCGCCGAACAACGCCCUGUCCAACGACGCCGGCGGGUGGUGCAACCCACCCCUCCGCCACUUUGACCUGUCUCAGCCCGUUUUCCAGCGCAUUGCGCAGUACAGGGCUGGGAUUGUCCCCGUUGCUUACAGAAGGGUUGCCUGCAGAAGAAGGGGUGGGAUUAGAUUCACCAUCAACGGCCAUUCUUACUUCAACCUCGUCCUCGUGACCAAUGUAGGCGGGGCUGGAGACGUGCACUCGGUCUGGAUCAAAGGGUCGAGGACCGGUUGGCAGCCAAUGUCCCGCAAUUGGGGCCAAAACUGGCAAAGCAACGCCUUUCUCAACGGUCAGAGCCUCUCGUUUAAAGUCACGACAGGCGACGGCCGAACGCUCAUCUCCUACAAUGCGGCCCCUGCCGGCUGGUCGUUCGGCCAGACGUACAGCGGAGCUCAAUUCCGUGAAGCCACAACUAGCUGGAACCGCACCAGACGACCAAAAUCUUCUCCCAGACGGACCGCCUCUAGAGUAGAGACUAGAGGCUGGCUGACGGCUCCCCCCACCUCUCCCACCGACAUCAAUCACAGUUCCAAUCGACACCAAUACCCGCACAACCUACCAGCCAAAAGAGCCUCACGAGUCACGCCCACCCUUCCGAACAAUUCUCGCCACCACAGACCCAUACUCCCAUCCACCCAAACAAGCCUAAAUCCCGACGACGAGAGAGGAGGGAAGUCUUACCUCAAUCCCGCCAUCACUGGGGAGGCGGAUCGGGGUAUGACGAGUUUGCUCGGCUCGGAAUUCGAAAAGCCUUGUGUAGCUGACAUAGGUGACUUGGCAGAAAUGGUAAAACUUACGCCCNNNNGGGGGGGGGGGGGGGGUCUUCGGCUCCAAGAGAGGCGAGUUGCACGGCCAGCGGCGGCUGGAACUGGGCUGAACGGAGGGUCCCGUGGAGAGGAGGCGGCGUUGGAGAAGGCCAGAACCUGCUGCGGCUAG